AUGUCUGGCUAUAGAGAAGCUCGCGACUUGCACGCCUCGGCUACGGUUUUGCCCACUACAUCCCGUCCAUCUCUGGGUACUCCUAAUCCUGCAUUCAGCUCCAACCGCCAUGCUGGACCUCCGCAAACGGAGACACAGGUCAAGGUGGAGGAACAAACUCCGGGCGAGCCAGAUGAUUUUAUUAGUGCUCUAUCACAUCCCCAGUUCGCAAAUCAGGUGGGACUGGCGAAUGUGGUAGUCAGUGAUCAAAACCAGGAGGUUGACGAUUAUCUGAAGGCGCUGUCACACCCUGAGUCCGCGGAUCAAGCGGGCAGAGCGAACGGUGAUAGAACUCAGUUUACUAGAGCCAUUGCUUCUCGUACAGAACUCGUUACUCUUAGAAAGCUGAAUGUCGAUUCAACCAGCGAGUCAAAGAUACUAUACUAUUUUGGUGUGUUAGCUACGGCUGAGCUCCUCCUCCCCAGAUUUCACUUCACGAAAGGUCGAAAGGAUAGAUACUGGGGCGUGAAGAUGACGAUGUAUGGAAUGACAUUUGUUCGUUCUCAUGUCUACGAGUCUCGGAGGUCUGCAAAGGUCUCCAUAUGCAGGGAGGCUCUAAAGAAGCUGAAAGUUGAGUUUCCAAACUGGGUCGUUCCCGAACGACCUAGGGAUUUGCUUGCACCGUCUGGCUGGGACUGGGUGGAAAUUCUGCAAGGGUACCGCCACGAGGUUGAGGUAGAUGGCGGUGCGUACUUUGGACCUCUCAGGUACUACGCGGCGGAGCUACAGUCGAAACAAGGCGCAGCGCACGUGGCUCUCUACGAAGUCCUCGUGAGGCAAGAUUACAAAAGAGUCGAGACCGAGGGAGCUCCGAGCUUGAAAAGGCCCAACGAGCCUCUAUUGGCAGUUGUUCCUCGGGACACCUAUCGUAAGUCUGCACAUGGAAUGGUGUCUGAAGUCCUCGCGGAUCUGAAGAGGCCUCGCGAUACGCUGUCGGAUGUGUCCACUCAAGACUCUCUUCAUACAUCUAGCGGCUCGCGUGCUCCAGCUAGAAGGAGGCUGGAUAACUACACAGACUCAAGAAAAACGAGAAGACGCGGCGGCAGAAACCGGUCGCCAGCAACUACAUCGCAACAAAAGCCAGUCUCGGGAAACGCUAAUCUGCAGCCAUUGAAGAACUGCAGGUUAGCGGCGGUGGAGGCUACGGUGGUCAAAGAAGAGCGGCGCUGGAAGCUCACGCCUUCUGAGAUAUCCCGCGAACUUCAUGGCAUGGAGACUUGGGAUGUUAAACUAGAAAAUUGUAUGACUCUUCCCUCUAUGGGAAGAGUCGUGAGCUCGAUGCUUGAAGAAAUCUGCAGUCUGCUCACUUUGGAGCGCCCUGAAAUGCGCAUUGAGAGGACAGACGGCCGGCUAAUUGAAACCGAUGGUCAAUACACUGCGGCCGCUUACUUCAACUCUGAUCCGUUCCUGGCUAGGGCUGGGGCCAUUGGGAAGAUCCAAACUUUCAGCGGCAACAGAGCUGCAGCUUCGUGCGCCUGCGCUCAGCGUGUUUGCGAGUAUUUGAUUGAUCUUGUGAAGGAGGACAUGAUGCUGGAGGAUAAUGCAGCCAAGGAGCGCGAAGCAAUCAGUCGAUGGGGAGAAACUGCUGGAAAGUGA
Molecule: messenger RNA, 1635 nt
Organism: Aspergillus mulundensis
Lineage: Eukaryota; Fungi; Ascomycota; Eurotiomycetes; Eurotiales; Aspergillaceae
Exons: 4
Coding region: 1-1635 (544 amino acids)
Source: RefSeq, a predicted model, not a curated record